AAUGUGAAUGUCUUCAAGUUUAUUAUCCCACAGAUUGUGAAACACAGCCCAAACUGCAUCAUUCUGGUUGUUUCAAAUCCAGUGGACAUCCUGACCUAUGUUACAUGGAAACUCAGUGGCCUGCCAAAACAUCGUGUCAUCGGUAGUGGUUGCAACCUUGAUUCGGCUCGAUUCCGCUACCUGAUGGCAGAAAAGUUGGGCAUCCAUCCCGCUAGCUGUCAUGGUUGGGUCUUAGGAGAACAUGGUGAUUCCAGUGUGCCUGUCUGGAGUGGAGUGAAUGUGGCAGGUGUGUCUCUCCAGGAGCUCAACCCUGGCAUGGGGACUGACCAAGACCCAGAGAACUGGAAGAAGGUCCACAAACAGGUGGUUGAAAGUGCCUACGAAGUCAUCAAGCUGAAAGGCUACACCAACUGGGCCAUUGGCUUAAGCGUUGCUGACCUGCUGGAGACCAUUUUGAAGAACCUUUCUCGCGUUCACCCAGUGUCUACCAUGGUCAAGGGCAUGUACGGCAUUGAAAAUGAAGUGUUUCUGAGCCUGCCGUGCGUCCUAGGAUAUGCUGGCUUGACCAGUGUGAUCAAUCAGAAGCUCAAGGACAGCGAAGUGAAUCAACUCCAGAACAGCGCCACCACGUUGUGGACCGUCCAGAAGGAUCUCAAAGAUCUGUAG
This is a messenger RNA of Ailuropoda melanoleuca (giant panda), 666 nucleotides long. RefSeq names its product L-lactate dehydrogenase B chain-like. The annotation marks the transcript as partial. Gene Ontology annotation, biological process: pyruvate metabolic process; lactate metabolic process. The record is from RefSeq and is a predicted model, not a curated record. Lineage: Eukaryota; Metazoa; Chordata; Mammalia; Carnivora; Ursidae. Gene Ontology annotation, molecular function: L-lactate dehydrogenase (NAD+) activity. The transcript has a single exon.